Molecule: messenger RNA, 6576 nt
Organism: Mytilus californianus (California mussel)
Lineage: Eukaryota; Metazoa; Mollusca; Bivalvia; Mytilida; Mytilidae
Product: LDLR chaperone boca-like
Exons: 5
Coding region: 2-724 (240 amino acids)
Biological process (GO): protein folding
Source: RefSeq, a predicted model, not a curated record
UAUGGUGGAGAAAGGAGGAAACUUUCAGUUUUACAUUAUUAUUUUCAUAGUUUUCAAUUUAGUUCUGCUUUCAAUUUGUAAUAAAGCAGACGAAAAAGAAACAAAAAAUGGUAAAGACGAGAAAUGGAAGAAGAAAAACAUUCGUGAUUACAGUGAAGCUGAUUUAGAACGACUAUUUGAUCAGUGGGAGGACAAUGAUGAGGAUGAGUUAGAAGAGGAUGAACUUCCUGAAUGGAAAAGAGAACCACCCAAAAUAGAUAUGUCAAAGUUAGACCCCAGUAAACCAGAAGAAAUGAUAAAAAUGUCAAAGAAAGGAAAAACCCUAAUGAUGUUUGCAACAGUGUCAGAAAACCCAAGCGAAAAAGAAACUGAGAAAAUUACAUCACUGUGGCAUACAAGUCUGUUUAAUGCUCAUAUUGAUACACAGAGAUAUGUAGUGGGUAGUAACAGAGUUAUAUUUAUGUUGACGGAUGGAUCUAAAGCCUGGGAAGUUAAAGAUUUUUUAACCCAACAAGAAAGAUGUGAAGAGGUUACAAUAGAAGGCAAAAGUUAUCCAGGGAAAGGACAGAAAUCAGAAGAAUCAUCAGAUAAAAAGAAAAAUGUAGACAGUUCUAAAAAUAAAAUCAAAGAUAAAUCAAAAAGUGAAAGUGAAAGUAGUAAAAAAUCUACAAAAGAUAAAGAUAUUGAUGAUAACAGAACAGGAAGGAAAAAGACUGAGUUAUGAGUUUGUUCGUAAAUUUUAAAAUUGUCUUCCAAAGAGGAAAAAGGAUAAUUUUUUUAUUUUUUAUUUUUGAUAGAAUUAUAAAUUCAGCAGGUUUCUGAAACCAACAGCUGGAUUUUCUUUGACUCCUGCUUCAUUAUUUUGUUUGGAGCCUCCACAUUAUACAAAAUAUAAGAAGAAUUAUGUUUUAUUAGACAAGUAUAAGUAAUAAUUCAUAUUACUUGUCAAUUUUGUAGCCAUUGAUUUUUUUCUAUUUUUUCUAAAUGUUAAAUCACUAAUUUACACAGUUGUUAUUGUGCUGAACAUAAAAGCAAAAUUUUCCAUCUGUUAAACAUUAUUUAAUUAUUUAAAUAAAGUAGGUUGGGAUUUUGUCAAGAAAAAAAAUACGUGACAAAGGAAAUAUUUUCAUGUCAAACAUGUUAUCCCUAAAUGACCCCAUGUCAAAAUGAGCAGUUUAUUUCUUCUUCAUAAAAGGGAAAUUAGAAACUCCUCUAUUCGAUUUUCGAUUCGAAUUUGAUUAUAUGAAAUCUCUUAUAUAAACAUACAUUAUGAGUAUAUAUCCUCCCUUGAAAAAAAAAGGCAGCAACAAUAAAAAAUAAUUCAAAUUAGCUGACCAAUUACUAAUUAAUUAUAUUUAUCUAGCCAAAGAGGUUUAUAUCUCAUGAAAUAAACUUUGUAAUAUCAUGCUAACCAAUUACUAACUAUUCAUAUAUAAAGAGGUUCAUAUCUCAUGAAACGAAAUUUGUAAUCUCAUGCAUGCAUUUACAAACAUUUAUAUAUAAGACUUUUUAUACGACUGCAAAAAUUAAAAAUUUUUUGGUCGUAUAUUGGUAUCACGUCGUCGUCGUCAGCGUCGUCCGAAGACGGAUGGUUUACGGAUAAUAACUUUAGUAUAAGUGAAUAGAAAUCAAUUAAAUUUUAACACAAUGUUUAUAACCACAAAAGGAAGGUUGGGAUUGAUUUUGGGGGUUAUGGUUCCAACGGUUUAGGAAAAAGGGGCCAAAAGGGGCCCAAAACAAGCAUUUAUCUAGUUUCAGGACAAUAAGUUGUGUAUAAGUAUUUCAAUUGCUCCGAAAUUGUACCACAAUGUUCAUACCAUUAAGUAGAAGGUUGGGAUUUAUUUUAAGGGUAAUGGGGCAAACAGUCUAUGAAUAAAGGGGCAAAAAGGGGCCAAAAACAAGCAUUUUUGUAGUUUCGGGACAAUAACUUAUGUAUAACUGUAUCGAUCUCUCUGACAUUGUACCACAAGAUUUCAUAUAACGAAGGGAAGGCUUGGAUUCAGUUUGGGGUUAAUAUCCCUUAACAUUUAGGAAUAAGGGGCCAAAAAAGGGCCAAAAAGAAGCAUUUUUCUAGUUUACAGACAAUAACUUGUGUUAAAGUGUAUGGAUCUCUCUGAAAUUAUACUACAAGUUUUCUUGUAAAUUAAAUUUGAAGGUGGACAUUUCUCGUUUGCUAAUAUAAUAAUUACCAGAACAGAAAUUAGAAUAAAUGUGCCAGAUCCUUGUCAGUAAAAUGUCAAUACAGAUCUGUAUUAUUUGUCAAUAAAUUAUAAAUGUGAUCAGUCAUACAAUUCUUACCAAAGGCACUUCCUGGUAUUGACAGAUGAUAAUGUCUAUUUAAAAUAUGCAGCUUGGUGAAAGUCAAAGUCUUAUAUUGUUUGUUUACUCAUGUUUGUGUCUUAUGUUAAUUGUCUGAUAUGUAUGCCUUGACUUUGUGUUUAAUUUUAAUAAUCUGACAUCAUUACAUUACCAAGAGUUUUCAUAUAUAAGAUGUAAAUUGGUUGUUCCAUGUGACUAAUUUAUCACGCGUUAGUGAGAAAUAUCAAAGAAACUAAAGAAGUUUAGUGACAUAAGCAUCAGAAAAAUGGUUUUAUAAACAUGUAUAAGGUAUGUUACCUUGCAGAAGAAUAUAUUUUUUCAAUAAAGUUAUAAACCUUUAAAUGGCAUUACUGAUUUAUUUAUAUUUAUGAUAUUUGAGAUUAAGAAUUAACAUUGAGUCUCAUUUUUGUCGAACCUAAGUCAGUUGAAAUAUUUGGAGGACUAAAAGUCUACUUAAAUAAACAUAUUUCAUGUUUCAUAUAUAUUAAUAUAAUAUAGCCGUUGAAUGAAAUAAAAGCUCUUGAAGCAUAUUUUUCUCAGUUUAAAUUGUAACAAUUAAGUCUAGGUGUAUAUGGUACAAAAUAAUUAAAUUUACAAAGUGAUUUCUAAGCAGUCUUUUGUCAGUUUGAUUGAUAAGAUGUCCUUAUACAUAUCUGUCUGACAGGGAACCUACUUAUUUUGAGUUUAGAUUACGAGUUUUCUUUCUGAAAUUAGUAAAAAUUAUAUCUUUGUCAUUGUUACCUGAAAAAAUGAUUUUUAGAAAAUUAUUUAAAGGCAAAUGUUUGCAUAUACAAUGUUUUGGUUUGAUAAGAAGUGCAAUUUCUUUAUUAAUAAUUUUGCUUUUAUUUUAAACAAAUGCUUUGAAGUAUUUUGCCUGUCUUCCCGUAAUAUUUACACACAUGUAAAUUAAAAAAUACUUGAGGCAUUCAUAAAAUUUCAGGUUCUACACAACAAUAUUGUAGUAAUAGUUACUUAUUUUUCUAAGGUUGUCUUUUUUCGGUCUUAAUCUUUAGGAUGACUUUUACAUCUCAUAACUUUUCAUAAACUUGUAAUGUAAUACAAUGUUUUUGUUUUGAAAGUAAUGGACAAGUAUCAGUUUACUGUAUGUUAUAAAGGUGAAGGAAAAAAAAUGUUUAUAUCAGGAACCAAAAGUAUCUGUCUUCCCUCGAUAAUGAAGAUUUAUCUGUCUUCCCUCGAUAAUGAAGAUUUAUCUUUAUUGUUAAAAUAAACUUGCAGUAUUGGCUUUUAUCAUAAAUCUUAAAAUUUUAAUUAACAAGUAUUCUAAACAUGGAUAUGUUUGUCUUUGGACAUCAAUGUAUUUCUUGUUGAUUUAAAAAAAUCAACCGUUUUUAAUAAAUCUAUUAAUAAGUUUAUACUUCAUAAUUUGACUUACUGUUUUACCUGUAAUUGGUUAUACACACACCUCAGUUUACCUUUAAAUCUAUUGUAGGUAAGGUGAACACAACAAUGCUGUCAUAUGUUGGCUAAUUUGAUUGCUUAUGUCAUAAAAUCUUCUGAACUUUUGACAUCAAGCUAUUUUCUUUGUUUAUGUUUGUUUUUAUUUCUUGACAUUAUCCCAGUUAGGUAUCUUAACAUUUUAUUGUUGAUCAGAAAACAAUUAUACUUAAAACUUGGCAAGGAAUAUUUUAUUAAAAUUUCAAGGUUAAUAAAAGAAAUGCAGGCUGUUAAAGUGGCAUUAGCUGUCAAAGUCAAGAUCACGGCUCAAAUUCGUCAUAUUUGAAUUAUAAUAUAUAUGAACUAAAAUCUAUAUCCAAAUUAUAAAGAGUCUUAAACUUGAAUCUUAGUAAAAUUGAGCUUUGGGCCUGUGGAUUCAAAAUCUUAUUGUGAAGACUGAACGUGUUAUUAAUCGUAAACUGGUUGUUCUAGGGUACAAACUGGAUAUCUAUUUGAAUUAUGAUAGGAGUCAAAUUGUGAUGGUUUUCUGGCUUAAAUAUCUUGCAAUUUUCUUUGUUAGAAUAAAAUAUAUAGUGCUAUACUUUUACGACUUUUUGAGUUAGUUUGUUUUGUUGAUUUUUUAGAGUAUAUCAAACUCAAAUUUUAUCUAAGAAAAAGUACUUUUUGUUGACAUAUAUGAGAAGUAAUUAUAUAUAGAUUCAUUCUGAUUUAACCAAAUUAGAAAAUUAUAUCUUGAGAUUUUUUUUAUUAAACUCUGACACUGUUACAAUAGAAAGGUCAUAACUAACAGCAUUAUAUAUAAACAUGAUGAAAUAAUAUGUGAUAUCAAUAUCAUAAAGGCAUAUAGAACAAUAGAUUAGUCCAUAUUCUAUGCCACCUCAGAAAAUACUAAAUGUGCAGGUAACAAUUUAGUAUAACUUCACUUUUAAUUGGUCAGUACGCACUUUUAAGGUGUUAAAUUAGUAAAUCAAACGUUAAUAAUUCAUUUUCAAACAUUAAGGAUAUUUGAUAAUCCAAAAUUAUAAUUUCCCCCUUAUUAAUGUCUUGUGUGAAAAUUUGAAACUUUUUGCGCUUUUACUAAAUAAAAAUCCAUAUCAUAAGGCAUUAUAAAUUAGAACGGUUGAGCUUGAUGCAGUGUUUUAUAAAUUAAUCUAAUAAUUUAAUUUGAUGUGCUUUUAACGCCCUCCGUAGAAAUAAAAUUAUCAGAAAAUAUAUCUUUAAAAAAAUAUUAUAAAAAAUUACCAAUUUAUUUCAAAUAAUUGUUUCAUACCUUUUGUUGCAAUUUCUGAAUUAAAAUAAAUAUAGCUUUACAUGAUUGACCAAUUCUCCAGUUCACUUGUACGUUUCCCUUUGGAAAGAUGAAAUUAUGUUGAAAUAAGCAGUAUCCCAUAACGAUAACCUUGACCAUCUUUGACAUUCCAAAACUUGAUUCCAGUAAUGCAUAUGAUGUACCCUAAUGGAGUUUAUAUUCAAGGUUAAAAUUUCGCUAUUUCAAAGUCAAAACCCAGAAGCAGUUGUAACAUUUGCAUUUUAUUCUUGUAUUUGAUUGUCAGAUGUGUUUAAGAUAUAAAAAAAAUAACAGCAAAAACUAAAUAUAAACUAGCGAGAAAAAAACCCUCAUGAAAAUAUAUCACUUUAUAGUAUACAGUGACCAUAUCUAAUGAUUUGUUAUAAGAUAGUUUUUGUCACACACAGGGUAUUCUAUACUUGUCCUUUGUUUUAUUGUAUAACAGUCUCGUUCUUUGUUCUUUAUAAAUACAACGGAAAAAGAUUUCUAUGGUAAAGUGUAGACCUCCAUAAUAUUACAUGAGUAAAUGGGCUUAUGUGUAAAAAAAAUCUACAGUUACAUUUCUUAUUCACUUACCUGAAAAUGUCACCCAAAACAUGUUGGUUGAAAAUUAAAAAAAAAGGUCAAACUAUUUUUCCUCUGUUUGAAUAUUUACAAAAUGUUAACCUUGAUAUUAAUUAAAAUACAUUUUCAAUAAUCCAGAUAGUCAUUUAAUUGAUAUGUGAGUAAUUUUGGAAUACUUGUACAUGUAUAAGUAUGUUUUGUAUUUCACUAAGAUUGAAUGUCGAAAGCCAGAUUUGUAUAAGAUUAUAAUGCAUUUUUGAACAGAAACACCUAUGAGUAAUUUUACAUAAAUAAUUUGUUUGAUAGAUUUUAUAAAAUUAUGUUAGUGAGCCUCAAGGUCAUGUGAUAUGUGAUCUGUGGUGGGUCACAUGACCAGUGAUCCAUGAUGGGUCAUGUGAUCUGUGAUGGGUUACAUGACCAGUGAUCCAUGAUGGGUCAUGUGUUAUGUGAUCUAUGGUGGGUCACAUGACCAGUGAUCCAUGAUGGGUCAUGUGUUAUGUGAUCUAUGGUUGGUCACAUGACCAGUGAUCCAUGAUGGGACAUGUGAAAUGUGAUCUGUGGUGGGUCACAUGACCAGUGAUACAUGAUGGGUCAUGUGUUAUGUGAUCUAUGGUGGGUCACAUGACCAGUGAUCCAUGAUGGUCAUGUGAUAUGUGAUCUAUGAUGGGUCAUGUGAUAUGUGAUCUAUAGUGGUUCACAUGACCAGUGAUCCAUGAUGGUCAUGUGAUAUGUGAUCUAUAGUGGGUCACAUGACCAGUGAUCCAUGAUAGGUCAUGUGUUAUGUGAUCUAUUGUGGGUCACAUGACCAGUGAUCCAUGAUGGUCAUGUGAUAUGUGAUCUGUGGUGGGUAACAUGACCAGUGAUCCAUGAUGGAUCAUGUGAUCAGUGAGUCCUAAAGGCUGUGUGAUCAUUUGUAUGUGAUCUUCAUAAAAUGUUUUAUGUUUAGACAAUAAUAAAAUGUUGAUCCUUGUGGAUUUCUAAUGAAAUGA